UAUUUUUCACAGAAAUAUUAAAGUAGUUUAAUUAGUUUUUUAAAAGAUAAAAUGGAAGACAUAACUGACAAAAAACCUGAGGAUGCCAGCAUUACCGUAAAUUUUGAGAAUCUCCAUGCUAAUAUGGCAUUGAAUACUUCAAGCGGGGAGGAGCCCAAAAAAUUUGAUGACGAAUUAGGAAAGGGGGAGGACCUAUUACAAAAAUUUCAAAAUUCUGUUGAGAAUGACGCUAUUCAAAACGUUGACUCGUUAAAAGAAAGUCAUGAAGAUUUGAAUAAAUAUGAGGAGUCAGCAGAUGAGAUUGAUGACGCAGCAAAUAAUAGUGAUGACUCUGCAAAUAAAACUGAUGACUCAACAAAUAAUAGUGAUGACUCAGCAAAUAAUGGUUCUGAAAUUAAAACUGCUGAGUCAGCAGAUAAUGAGGAUGGUGAAGCAGAAAAUCUGGCAACUAUGGCUAAAGAGAUUAUCAAAAAUGCAGUGGAUGGAGCAAAACAACAAGUAGCCUCGGAGAUUGAAAAUAAUGCGGCGCAAGAUGUCGAAAAGAAAGAAGAAUGGCUAGAUAUUCUCGGCAGUUUACUACGGAAAAAGAUUUUAAAAAGUGGGGAGGGGAGAGAUUCGAGACCUAAACGAGAAGAAGAAAUUACUGUGAGGUACGAAGCAAAACUAGAAGAUGGAACACUCGUUGAGAAAAAUGAUGAUUUAGUUUUCGUUCUCGGAAUGCAAGAUAUCUUGGAUGCUAUUGAUAUUUCUGUAGCUUUGAUGGAGCGAGGUGAAGUGGCGACAGUAGAGAGUGAUGCUAAAUACGCUUACGGAAGCGAAGGAAAAUUACCAGAAGUUCCACCAAAUGCAAAAUUAAUUUUUGAAAUUGAAGUUUUGAAAAUACAGGACGGCCCGUUCAGUAGCACUAUUGACUUAGAUCGAAGAAUUAAGUGGGCGGACGCAAAACGACAAGCCGGGAAUAAACUAUACAGUGCGAAAAAGUAUGAUGAAGCUACAAUGACGUACACUAGGUGCACCAAAGCGCUUGAAAAGGGCUGGAUGUGCGAGGAAUCGGAAGCAGGGAGGGUACGCAUCAACGAAUUGAGGAUUAAGUGUUAUAAUAAUUUAACAGCGUCACAAAUGAAGCAAGAGAAAUGGCAAGAUGCGUUCAAAUCUUGCCGUGCUGCAGAAAUUGAACCUAAUAAUGUGAAAGCGCUUUUUAGAAAAGGAAAAAUUCAUGUUAUGCUUGGAGAAUUAGAUAAAGCAGUUGAUGUUUUAACGAAAGCAGGGAAAUUAGAACCUGAAAACAAAGUCAUCGCAAACGAAAUUGCAAAACAUAAAAAGAAAUUGGAUAAACAAAAAGAGUCGCAGAAGAAAAUGUACAGACGAAUGCUCGGUACUCCAGAUACUAGUGCUUCAACGAAACCAGAAGAAAAAACAUCAUUUUGGUCUCAGAACUGGGGCCGUGUUGUUGGUGGAACACUUGCUAUCGGUGCUGUUUUAAUUGGAGUCUUUCUCGCUCAACGAAGCUAAACAUUUUAAUAAUUUUCCGAUAAUUUUUUUGACAAUAUGGCAUCCCUAAUGUCAAAUACCUAUUCAAUGUCUAAUUGAUAAAAUAUGGGUAUUUGUUUAACCCUGUGUUAGGGAUUAUUAAAUCAACAAAUACCUAUUUUGAUAUUGAAGGAACUACAAAAUAUUGCAUGGGUUUGCUCAUUUUACCGAUAUUAUAAUCUGUGAUGAUUGUAAUCAACUUCUUGGAGCUUCAGCUGAUGGUUGCUCGCCUUCGUUUCUUUUCAGUGUGCCAUUCAUUUUCUUUCUUUACAAAGAAAUUUUUCGCAAAUAAUAAUAAUUUUUUGUUGAUUGUUCAUGUUUAAUUACACAGAAUUCUUUCGAUUUCGAGUGUGCGAGCGUGACCAUUUAACAGCAGGGAGUUGAUGCUGUUUCAAUUUUUAAUCUCAGCUUUGUCAUACUGUAUAUUUGCUUGGAGCUUUUUUUUUAAAUCUGGCAUCCCUCCUCUGCUGUCUCUGCAAUUGAAAAUGUAGGUGCCCAGGUAUUCUUUGCGUAUACAUGAUGGACUCUGAGGGACCGAAUUUUUUUCAAUAGUAUUCUAUUAUCACUGUAAUGUAGUAUAAGUGGGUGGCCCCCUGGCAUUAUUUGUGGCCCCGGUAGAAGCACUUUGUGGUCUACUAGAGAGCAGGGACCCGGCUGGGAAACCCCAGCCUUGGUUACGGAUUGAUCACCCAAAAAUGCAAAUUUGAAUUAAUUUCACAUAAAUAUUGAUUUUACUGUUCUAAUAGUAAAUAUUAUCAUGCUUGUUGUCAAUAUUCAAGUACUUAAAAAUUGUGAUUCCCUAAAAAAGUUAUUUUUAGGUUUAUCCUGAAUUAAGUUCAUCGUACAAUUCCUCUACCAGUAGGGUUUUCUGCAGUUUAUUUCAAUCUAGAUCAUCCAAAAUGUUGGCUUUGUAUAAUUUUACUUAAAAACUUUAAUACUCUAAUGGUGUACUUACAAUUAUUAUGAAUAUUUGAAAUAGCAAUUCCCUGUAAAAGCCAUUUUAGGUUUAGUUUAAAUUAAAUUUAAAUUUCAUUAGUAGAAAAAUCCAUGGAAAUGCUUUAAUCUAUACAGUGAUGAUUUAUUAGCAAAUUAUGAUUUAAUUUUUUUUUUAUAUUUUUACGUGUGUAUUUCUUAUAAAAGAGUGAAGGCUCGCUAUUAAAAAUAGAGUUGCGAAUCUCUAAGAAAACCAUUUUAUGUUUGGUUUGAAUCCAAAUCCUUGUGAUCAGUUGAUCCAUCCAUAGGAAUGCUUUAACAUUGCUUUAACUUAUCCAGUGAUAAAUUAAUAGCAAAUAGUGAUUUUGCUCUUUUUUCUUUUUUACUUGGUUCUCUCUCGAGAGAAUGUCAAGAGGUCGCUAUUAAAAAUGGAAAUAGUGCUGAUAGAAAAGUUGCAAUUGCCACUGAUAUUCUCAUAGCUAUAUUUUUUGAUCUGUUUGAUUUUCGGUUGUAAGCAAUUGCUGACAUGCUGAUAGAUUGUAUAUAUGUGUCCAAAAAAUUUUGCUCAAUUUUAUAUUAAUAACAAACAAAAAUUUCUUUGUCUUUGUUUAUUUCUGGUAGUUCUUAUUGUGCUUUUAGUUCUCAUUUAUCAUACAAUAAAAUUUAUUUAAACUUACAAAAUUAUAAAAUCCGUAAAAUUUUCUGGACACACUGUAGUUUUACUGCUUCCAAUAAUUGAUUCUAAUGUAAGUAACUGUGCAACCAAUGGCCAAUAUGUUUUUUAAUUCUUAUUAUUUAUUUCGAUUCUUGUGUUUUUUUUGCAGA
Messenger RNA from Styela clava, 3288 nucleotides. Its product is annotated as peptidyl-prolyl cis-trans isomerase FKBP8-like. The record is from RefSeq and is a predicted model, not a curated record. Gene Ontology annotation, cellular component: endomembrane system; mitochondrial envelope; membrane. Gene Ontology annotation, molecular function: peptidyl-prolyl cis-trans isomerase activity; protein folding chaperone; protein binding. Gene Ontology annotation, biological process: protein folding; negative regulation of apoptotic process. NCBI's taxonomy places the organism in Eukaryota, Metazoa, Chordata, Ascidiacea, Stolidobranchia, Styelidae.